Molecule: messenger RNA, 4073 nt
Organism: Octopus sinensis (East Asian common octopus)
Lineage: Eukaryota; Metazoa; Mollusca; Cephalopoda; Octopoda; Octopodidae
Product: zinc finger protein 708-like
Exons: 2
Coding region: 735-2957 (740 amino acids)
Biological process (GO): regulation of transcription by RNA polymerase II
Cellular component (GO): nucleus
Molecular function (GO): DNA-binding transcription activator activity, RNA polymerase II-specific; RNA polymerase II cis-regulatory region sequence-specific DNA binding
Source: RefSeq, a predicted model, not a curated record
CCCUCACUUCUUAAAUCUCUGCCUAUCUAUUUUUUUUAUCUCCCCCUCACGUCUUAAGUCUCUGCCUAUCUACUUCAUCUCCCCCUCUCGUCUUCAAUCUCAUUUCGUCUUUCUAUCUACCUCCCCUCACUUCUUCGCCUUUCUUUCUUUCUCUCCUUCUAUUAAUCCCAUCUUCACUCUUUGUCUAUCUAUCUAUUUAUCUCCCCUCACGUCUUUAGUCUCUGCCUAUCUAUUUCUCUCUCUCUCUCAAGUCUUAAGUCUCUAUUUUUUAUCUCCCCCUCACUUCUCAAAUCUCUGCCUAUCUAUUUUUUAACACCCCCUCACGUCUUAAGUCUCUGCCUAUCUACUUCGUCUCCCCCUCUCGUCUUCAAUCUCAUUUCGUCUUUCUAUCUACCUCCCCUCACUUCUUCGCCUUUCUUUCUCUCUCUCCUUCUAUUAAUCCCAUCUUCACUCUCUGUCUAUCUAUCUAUCUAUCUCCCCCUCAUCCCACCUCAGUUCGAACAUCUGUCUACAAAAUAAACUCUAAAAGACCCUAAUUUAAAUAUGGCGGCCGUUGAAGAAGAGAGAUCGUACGAUACUGUGGCUGUUGUUGAUAAUAAUAAUAAUGAUGCCAUGACCAACUAAGGCUGCCAUUAAACACCAAAGUCUCUGAAUCUGACAGAAGGAGCAGUUAACAAAUCUAAUAUUUUAACAUCUUCAACCCUUCAAAGUUACCAUUCCCUUCCCCUAGCAUCAUGUCUGAAUUCGAUACUGCUUCAGCUGUUAUCGUGGACAGCGGCGGUCAGGAUUUGAAGUACAACUUCCCCGUGCAUGUACUCAUUGAAGAACCACCUUCAAGUGAGUGUAUUGACCAAGAUGAUGAAGAUUCCCUGAUGCCUUUCGGGGGUAAUGGAGAUUUUUCAAACUACCAAACAGCUACCCAUAAUGGCCACGUAUCCGAUUCCUUUUUAUACCAACAGACCCACUACUAUUUACCACAGAAUGAAAUAUCGUCUCUAUAUGAAAUGGCAAGACGAGAGAGUCUCUACGAACAUGGAGAUCAGUCUGACUAUGGUUAUGAUGAGUUCAGUAUUCCAAACGGAAAGCACGACUAUCAGUACCAGGAGAAUGAAGAUUCUUCGGUAGAUCAGAAGGACAAAACCAUCGUCUCUGGUGUUAACCAUACAGCCAGUCACGGCCAUAAUCAUAAAGCAGCCCGAGCUUGUGAGUACUGCAACAUGAGUUUUGCAAGUACCGAUGACCUCGCGCUGCAUAUGCGAGUUCAUUCGGGUGGUAAGCCUUAUUUAUGCCAACAGUGUGGUAAGACUUUUAGUGAUAGCUCAGCCCUGGCAAGUCACGUGAAGUCCCAUACUGUCGAGAAAAGAUUCAAGUGUGACUUCUGUGGAAAAGCGUUCACCAGGAACAGUAACCUCAGUGACCACAUGCGCACACAUAUUGGCAGAAAGCCGUUCAAAUGCGAGACUUGCGGGAAACUAUAUGCCUUGGAAAACAACUACAAUGCUCAUAUGGAAACUCAUGCCAAUGACAAACCUUAUAAAUGUGAUAUUUGUAAUGUAGAGUUUACCAAACGCAACCUACUCAUUUCACACAUGGACGGCCACAACAAGGGCCGUUGCUUUGAAUGUCAAAAGUGCCCUAGAAAGUUUGUCACUACGGGGGAGCUUGAUUCACAUAUGAAGUCUGUGCACCCAGAAGCUGUGCCAAUAAAGGACAUGUCCGAUAACAGUAACUCCCGUUUGAACAAUCAUGCAGACAACGGUGUUGGUAAAGACGGCAGCGCUCUCAACGACAUUGUGCAGCGAGAUAGUUCUGGUAAUAUAAUAGGCCAAAUUAGUAGCCCCGUAGUAACUACAACAACUAAUGAGAAGAAGAGCUUCCCGUGUGACAUUUGCACCAAGUCCUUUACUCGUCGUAGCAACCUCACCCAACACAAGCGUACCCAUAGUGGGGACAAGCCGUAUAAGUGUGAGUACUGUGGGAAAACAUUUGCAGUGAAUAGUAAUUUGACUAUACACAUAAGGAUGCAUACAGGGGACAAGCCUUACAAAUGCUGUUUCUGCAGCAAAACUUUUAUCGUCAAUUCGCAUCUCACUGCACACAUUAAGUCUCAUACCACCGAUAAGGUGCACAAGUGUGACUACUGCGGCAAGACGUUUCUGCAUGCGUGCGACCUCACCGUGCACGUACGUACACACACCGGCGAGAAACCGUACAAAUGUGUUUACUGCGGUAAAGCCUUUGCCCGCAGUAGCCAUCUCACUGACCAUGUCCGUACUCACCAGAGUGACAACGACUGCAAAUGCAGCUUCUGCGGUCAAGAAUUUGACCACCCCGAUACGCUGGCGCAGCACGUGAAAACCCACAAAGUGGAAGGUGACGACAGCAGUUCCCUUAGCGAGGCCCCUACUUUGGCCGUGACGCCGACCCUUGUGCCACAACACUUUCAUCAUCAUCAUCAUCCUGUGCAACAAGCGCAGCCUCAGCAGCACAAGCAUCAGCUGCUCCAGGCACAGCAGCAGCACCAACACCAACACAAACCUCAAUUGCAACAGCAGCAGCAACAUCAUCAUCAUCAUCAUCAACAAUUGCAACAGCAGCAGAAACAACAGCCACAGCACCAGCAGCAACCACAGCAAAAACAGCAACCGCUGCAGCAGCAGCAGCAACAACAACAACAGCAGCAGCAGCACCAUCACCACAUCCAUCAGCAUCAGGACACAUCAUCUCGAGUUACGACAACUGCUGCAUCGAUGCCCCAACCCCUGUCUCAAGAAAUGUUAAAAGUUGGUGUCGGUACCGGUGCCGAAAACCACACUGACCACCAUCACCAGCAUCAUAACCAGCAGCCACAGCAGCAGCAUCAGCAUCACCAUCCUCAUGGUCAUCAUCAUCAUCAGCAUGUGCAUUUCCAUCAUCAUCAUCAUCAACCUCAUCAGCACUCGGAUCCUAAAGUUUAGGAAAGGAAUUAUUAAAAAAAAAUGACUUUUUUUUUUCAACAGUCAUUAUUAAUAUUAUUAUUAUUAUUAUUUGAUUGGCAGAAUCAUUGGAGCAUUGACAAAAUGCCUGUGGCAUUUUGUUAUGGCUCUUUAUGUUUUGAGUUCAAAUCCCACCGAGAUCAACUUAGCCAUUCAUCCUUCGACGGGUUGAUAAAAAAAAGUACCAGUCAUGUACUGGGGUUGAUUGAUUUAACCAACUCACCUUUUCUCUUCCCUACAUUUCUGGCCUUGUGCCUAUAUUAGAAACAAUUAUUUUUAUUUCUUUCGAUUCGUUGAAAAUUUUUUACAAUUUCAUAUUUAUGGGACAGUGGGGGGGAUAAAAAAACCGAUGAAAAAAGUAAACGAAGAUUAUUAUUGAUAAAGAAAUAAAAGAAAAGAUUUUUAAAAAAACUGGGGCUGCAGCUGCUCUCCCUCCCACUGGCUGGAACCAGUAAAAGAGUAAGGCUUUUUGUCCUCCCUCUCCUUCCCCAUUUCGAAUUUCAGAGCUGCUGCUGAUGUUUUUAAUUUUCAUCACCUUAUACCCUCUCUAAAUGUUUCCCUAUCUAAGCCCCCCCCUCGCUGCGACCCACCAACCUACCUAACUACCUACCCAAAUGAUCGAAUCAUUUAAUAUUUGAGAGAGGUCGAAAGGGCUGAGAGAAUGAUGGGGCAAUGUUGGAGAAAAAAAAAUUUUUUUUUUUUUUCUCUGUUUAUGAAGAAGAAAUUUUUUUUAAAGAAUAAAAUGAAUCACUCCUCUCUCUCUCAGACACACACAUGUAUGCCCCCUCGAAGAUAAAGGGAAAAGAAGCAACAAAAACCAACAAAACCAAAAUAAUUUUCAAAGAUAAUCUUCACCGAUUUUUUUUUUGUCUUUUAUUAAAAGAUAAACAACAAAAAAACAGUCCCGUUCAUAAUAACAAUACCUUUAUAUUUUGGUCUAUUGCGAAACCGACUAUUAAUUAAUUAAACAAUUUUAUUUCACACUUUGCUCGUAUAAUUUCACACAUCUGACCCCCCCAGUUUUUUUUUUUUGUAUUUUUUUCUCGUGUAAAAAAAAAAAUACUGCUGCAGGAUUUUUUUUUAAACUUCAGUUUCCAU